CUGUGUGGAUGGGCAGCUGGAUGUAUUGAAACCUGUAUUUUGUUCCCAUCGAACAAAGUUAUAUUUCGCCAACAAUUGCAUGGUUUCUCAGCCAAGGUAGCAUGGUCUCAGGUAAUCUACUCAAAUCUCUCUUUUGCAUUAUUUAGAUCAAAGGUGAAAUCGGAGGGGAUACGUAGGCUCUACCGAGGUCUAUUACCUCCACUCAUUAUGCGUACCUCGUCCCGUGCUGUAAUGUUUGGCUUAUAUGAUAAAUUCCAAGCUUCGCUCAGAUGUCCCCACUCCCCACCAAAUACCUCCUUUACACUUUGUCAUGCUCAGGCGGCUUUUCUAGGCAAGUGUUCUGGUAUAUGUGAAGCCUCGCUUUGCCCUUUGGAGCGGGUUCAAGUGUUACUGCAAACCUCUGCUUUCCAUGAUCGCUUCAAGAAUACCGCUGAAACAUUUUGGGCAUUACGAGCUUUUGGCUACCGAGAGUAUUAUCGAGGAAUCUCUAUGGUGAUGAUAAGAAACAGCCUGUCAAAUGCCCUUUUCUUUACACUCAGGGAGCCGUUCAAAAAAGCAGUGAGUGCUCAGAUUGUUUUGCCACUGAACUUCAAAACCUACCGUUCCUCUUUUAUUUCUUCGCGACUCUUGUUUUGACU
Messenger RNA from Cylicostephanus goldi, 638 nucleotides. The record is from the annotation of a GenBank genome assembly. NCBI's taxonomy places the organism in Eukaryota, Metazoa, Nematoda, Chromadorea, Rhabditida, Strongylidae.